Arabidopsis lyrata subsp. lyrata is the source of this 1586-nucleotide messenger RNA. RefSeq names its product protein MITOFERRINLIKE 1, chloroplastic. Gene Ontology annotation, molecular function: S-adenosyl-L-methionine transmembrane transporter activity. NCBI's taxonomy places the organism in Eukaryota, Viridiplantae, Streptophyta, Magnoliopsida, Brassicales, Brassicaceae. The coding region runs from base 62 to 1300 and encodes 412 amino acids. The record is from RefSeq and is a predicted model, not a curated record. Gene Ontology annotation, cellular component: mitochondrial inner membrane. The transcript has a single exon.
GUAUAUCAGUCAUCAUCUUUAUUGUUUGGUUCUCCUUCCUCAAGCUUCACCCAAAUCAGCAAUGGAAGCUAGACUCUCCGAAACUCUUGGCCUCCCAUCACCGAAUCUUAAUCACUGCCAUUUUCCCAACGAUUUCAAUUCUCUCUUCGCUCAUUUCUCCGAUCUCACCUCCGUCCAAAGCCCUAUCGUCAGAAACCCUAAACCCAAAACCAAAUUCUCUCAAAAGUCAACAAAAUUUCCAGCAAAUUUCAGAAGAUCCGACCCACUAUUUGCAUCAACAUCAAUCUCGGAUCCAAUCCACGCGAAACCCGGACCCGAAUUCCUGAAAUGGAUCAAACCAGCAUCACGAAGCAGUCCAAAAAUUCAAACACUCAUGAAACAACUCUCCGUCUGGGAACGUGCCAUCAUCGGUGCCGGAGCCGGUGGACUCGCCGGAGCUUUUACGUACGUUGCUCUUCUCCCACUUGACGCAAUCAAAACCAAGCUUCAGACCAAAGGCGCUUCUCAGGUUUAUCGCAACACAUUUGAUGCUAUAGUUAAGACAUUUCAAGCUAAAGGUGUUUUAGGUUUCUACAGUGGUGUCUCCGCCGUGAUUGUUGGCUCUACGUUUUCCUCCGCCGUGUAUUUUGGUACUUGUGAGUUUGGUAAGUCUCUCCUCUCCAAAUUCCCGGAUUUUCCGAUGGUUUUAAUCCCGCCUACUGCUGGUGCUAUGGGAAACAUAAUCUCGUCGGCGAUAAUGGUUCCUAAAGAGCUCAUUACACAGAGAAUGCAAGCUGGAGCUAGUGGGAGGUCGUAUCAAGUUUUGCUUAAGAUACUUGAGAAAGAUGGAAUCUUGGGGCUUUAUGCCGGUUAUUCGGCUACAUUGUUGAGGAAUUUACCGGCUGGUGUACUAAGUUAUUCGUCGUUUGAGUAUCUGAAAGCCGCGGUUUUGGAGAAAACGCAGCAGAGCCAUCUUGAGCCUUUGCAGAGUGUUUGUUGUGGUGCGUUGGCUGGUGCGAUAUCUGCUUCGAUAACUACACCAUUAGAUGUGGUGAAGACUAGGUUGAUGACGCAGAUUCAUGUGGAGGCAGUGAAUAAACUUGGUGCUGCUAUGUAUACUGGUGUUGCUGGAACAGUGAGACAGAUAUUGAAAGAGGAAGGUUGGGUUGGUUUUACCCGUGGCAUGGGGCCUCGAGUUGUUCACAGCGCUUGUUUCUCAGCGAUCGGUUAUUUUGCGUUUGAGACUGCGAGGCUUACAAUCUUGAAUGAAUAUUUGAAAAGGAAAGAAGAUUCUGAAGCUACCGUUGCUGCUGACUCUUGAGUUUGCUUUUUGGUAUAGUCAGAUGAACAGAGAGAGGGAGUUUUUCCUUGUUUCUCAAGAGAAGCAUCAAGCUUUAUCUAGAACCAAGCUUGGAUUCUAAGAGGUUACUGUGGCAGAUUGUGAGGGCUUUGUUCUUUCUAAGAUUUGCUUCUUUUUUCUGUUGGGUUUAGUGUUUCCUCAGUUUUGAUUUUCUCACAAUUACAUUGUUCACAUUUGUGUAAGACGAUCUUUAAUCAUUUCUGUUCCCAAAUUUUCCAUUGAAGAGAAUUACUGUAGUAAGUAAUAA